AUGAUUCGUGUAAUUCGUGCAGAAGUGCCAUUAGUGCCAGAUACACGGAGAUUUGAUCAAGCCUCCUCUCACCGAGUUAUAUGCGAUGAGCUCGCCAUGGCCGUUCGUGGCAUGGAGAAUGGAUGUCAUAGGACCCAUCGAGCCUCUGGCCUCCAAUGGGCAUCAUUUCAUCUUAGUCGCCAUCGACUACUUAACCAAGUGGGUAGAAGCAACUUCACAAAGUCAGUGGCCAAGAAAGUCGUGGCCGACUUCAUCAAAAACAAUCUGAUAUGCUACUUCGGUGUAUUGGAAUCCAUCAUCACAGACAACGGUGCCAAUUUGAAUAGCCAUUUGAUGAAGGACAUCUGCAAACAAUUCAAGGUUACCCACAGGAACUCUACCGCCUACCGGCCACAGAUGAAUGGAGUCAUGGAGGCUACCAACAAAAACAUCAAGAGAAUCCUGAGAAAAAAGAUCGAGAACUACAGGAAUUGGCACAAGCAGCUGCCCUACGCUUUGUUAGGGUACAGAAUGAGAACCCGAACCUCCACCAGGGCAACCCCGUAUCUCCUUGUCUACGGCACAGAAACAAUCAUACCCACAGAAGUAGAGAUCCUUUUGCUCAGAAUCAUUCAAGAGGAAGAGCUAAGCGAUGCAGAAUGGGUCAGGAACCACUACGAGGAGCUGGCCUCCAUAGAUGAAAAGAGAAUGGUGGUAGUAUGCCAUCGGCAGCUGUAUAGACAAAGAAUGUCUCGAGCCUUCAACAAGCGAGUCAGAGGCCGACUCUUUCAAAUUGAACAACUCAUACUCAAGCGAGUAUUCCCUCACCAAGAAGAAUACAGAGGAAAAUGUGCACCAAACUGGCAAGGACCAUACAUGGUCAGAAAGGUCCUAUCAGAAGAAGCCAUAGUCCUAACCGAAAUGGACGGACAAGAGUGGCCCAAGGCCAUCAACGCCGACGCCCUCAAAGAUAUUAUGCUUAGAACUUCAUUUGCUUGUAAUUACCACAUUAUUUCCAUGUAUUCAUAUCCUUUGCCGGUAAUCAUAUCUUGCAAUAGAGCAGGAAAAAUGAAUCAGCAAUGUAAUGAACUACGCAAUGACCUAACUUCCCAAAAGAGGGAUAUGUAG
Messenger RNA from Lycium barbarum (goji berry), 1107 nucleotides. RefSeq lists its product as uncharacterized. The coding region runs from base 1 to 1107 and encodes 368 amino acids. Gene Ontology annotation, molecular function: nucleic acid binding. The transcript has a single exon. The record is from RefSeq and is a predicted model, not a curated record. NCBI's taxonomy places the organism in Eukaryota, Viridiplantae, Streptophyta, Magnoliopsida, Solanales, Solanaceae. Gene Ontology annotation, biological process: DNA integration.